Messenger RNA from Calliphora vicina (urban bluebottle blowfly), 815 nucleotides. It is a transcript of the gene Nse1, whose product is annotated as Non-SMC element 1. The record is from RefSeq and is a predicted model, not a curated record. Gene Ontology annotation, molecular function: ubiquitin-protein transferase activity. Bases 80 to 691 code for a protein of 203 amino acids. The transcript is spliced from 3 exons. Gene Ontology annotation, biological process: double-strand break repair via homologous recombination. Lineage: Eukaryota; Metazoa; Arthropoda; Insecta; Diptera; Calliphoridae. Gene Ontology annotation, cellular component: Smc5-Smc6 complex; nucleus.
AAACAAAACAAUAAAUAUUUGCUGUUUAUGUCGGUAAAAUUUAUGAUACACUUAAUAAAAAGAAAAACUAUAAUUAACUAUGGAAAAGGUUAAAAAACAGUUGCUGCAAGCGUCAAUUAACUAUGGCACCAUGCCAAUGGAUACUCUAAAAGGAAUUCUUUCCGCACUUUGUGAUUUAUACGAGGUUCACCAAUUAGACGAAAUGAAUGCGAUUAAUGCUAUAAUUGUUGAAAUCGAUACGCAAAUAAGAAAAUAUGAUCAGACCUUGCAAUUUAUUAAACAUCCGCUAAAUGGUCAGGAAUAUUUGGUAUUUGCAUUGUUGUUAACUAAUCAGGCUUGUAAAUUUCAACCAAAUUAUACUGAUACUGAACGAAAAUAUUUUUACAAACUGUUAGAAACUUUAGCAAGUAGUGAGGAUUAUGGCAUUGAGUGGAAUAAUAUAUAUGCUGUAGCCUCUCAGUUGCCUGUAAAUGCUCAGCAUCCAUUAUCCAAAGAGCGUAUACAAGAAUUGGAAAAUAUCUGGGUCUCUCAAGGGUACUUUUUGGCAUUGGAAGAUAAAAUUUACUUUGGCCCUCGGACUAUGCUCGAGUAUGGAAAAUAUUUAAAAAAUAAUUUUUCAGACGUUAUAAACGAUUGUGUUUUAUGUAAUAAUAUUGUUUAUUGGGUAAGAUGUAAAAUGUUCAGAAUGUGAAGUCAAGCUUCAUCGCAAUUGUAUACGAAAGUAUUUGAUCAAAAAGUCUACAUGUCCCAGUUGCAAAAAGACAUGGAAUACUCGUUUAAGUUUAUAAAAAUAAUAAAAUAUGUUUUUCAUUAAA